Molecule: messenger RNA, 4171 nt
Organism: Vespula pensylvanica (western yellowjacket)
Lineage: Eukaryota; Metazoa; Arthropoda; Insecta; Hymenoptera; Vespidae
Gene: Mad
Product: max-interacting protein 1-like
Exons: 8
Coding region: 1900-2712 (270 amino acids)
Biological process (GO): regulation of transcription by RNA polymerase II
Molecular function (GO): DNA-binding transcription factor activity, RNA polymerase II-specific; protein dimerization activity; RNA polymerase II cis-regulatory region sequence-specific DNA binding
Source: RefSeq, a predicted model, not a curated record
AUCGAUAAAUGCGUGAGAGUGCUCGCGAAGUGCGGAGGUACCAGGCCGUAGUUCGUUCGUCGGCUCGUCGUCGUCGUCGUCCUCGUUGUCCUCGUUAUCCUCGUCGUCGUAAUCGUCGAGGACUCGUACUGGGUUAGUUAUCGUAAACGCCGAGGACGUCAUCGACAUCCUUCAGUGAAUGCAGUGACGAGGGUUCGAGAAAGCAGAAAAAGAAGAAAGAGAAGAGGCGGAAGUGGAGGUGGUGGAGGAGGAAGGAAGGAAGGAAGGAAGGAAGGAAGGAAGGAGAAGAAGAAGCAGGACAACGGGAGUCGAAAAGGAAAACUACUACUACUACUACACUACUACUAUACUAUACUACUAAUAUUACGUGUGUUAGAGGAGAGGAAGAAGACAGAAGGAAAAAGGAGGACGGUGGAGAAGAGCCAUCAUCGGUGGUGUUGUGUAGUGGCGUGGGUAGUAACCGAAACGCGAAAGGGAGAGGGAGUAUAAGGUACUGCUGGAGUAGAGGUUAUAGCGGGCGCACGAAAGAGAACGUGACUUUGGUGGAGAAAAGAGAAAAGAGAAAAGAGAGGAGGAGAGAAGAAGAAGAAGAAGAAGAAAAAAGAGUUGAGGAGAAGAGAGGGAAGGAGAGAGAGAGAGAGAGAGAGAGACAAAAGAGUCGAAUCGGAGUCGUGGUGAAUCGGUGACGACGCGACGUUCGGAAGAACCGUGAAAAGAGGAAGAAGGAAAGAAAAUAAAUAAUAAUAAUAAUAGAAGAAGAAGAAGAAGAAGAAGAGAGACUUUGUAGAUAUAGGAUAAUAUAAGAGAAAAGGAGACGAAGGAUUCUCGACGCUCGUGGCGUGAUCCUAAAAAACGAACGAGGAUAAAAAUAAAAAUAAGUAGGAAGAGAAAGAAAGAAAGAAAGAAAGAAAGAAAGAAAGAGAAAGAUAGAUAGAUAGAGAGAGAAAGAGAAAGAGAGAUAGAGAUAGAUAAAGGAAGAAGACGGAGAAUAAAGCGCGCGCUGGUUUGAAAUCGCGGUGCAUCAUCGCCGGGCGGGAGUAAGAAAGAAAGAAACAGAGAGAUAGAGAAAGAGAGAAACUCUGAGAGAGAGAGAGAGAGAGAGAGAGAGAGAGAGAGAGAGAGAGAGAGAUAGCGAAGAAGAGAAAGAGAGCGAGAUAGUGAGCGAGGCGCGGAGGUGGCGGCGCCGGCGGCGGGGGAGGGGGUGGAGCGGCUCGCGGCGGGCAGCGAGAGCGGCACGGCUGCUCCCUCGAGCGAGUGUGCGUGCCUAGCGCGCGCGUGUGCUGCUCCUGUUGUUGUUCACGUCGUCCACGUCGAGUGGUGUUCUUCUUCUUUUCUUCGUCGUCGUCGUCGUCGUCGUCAUCGUCGUCAUCGUCGUCGUCGUUGUUGUUGCUGCUGCUGCUGCUGCUACAACUGCUACUCCUCCUGCUGUUAUUGUUGUUGUUGUUGUAGUAGUUGUGCUGGUGGUGGUGGUGGUGGUGGUGGUGCGAGAGUCGUAUUAUCGUGACGAGAGCGAAGUGCCGUGUGUGUUUCUUCUCUCUUCUACGCAACUACAACUAUUCUACUACUACUACUGCUACACACUACUACUACUACUACCAACUACUACUACCUUCUACUACUUUAUUAGCAGAGCUACUAGAAAGAAGCACUACUACCAUCUCUAACAUCUAGUACGCCGUCCUCCUCGUCGUCAUCGUUAUCGUCAUCAUCGUUGUGUCGUCGUCGUCGUCGUCGUCGUCGUCGUCGUCGUCGUCGUCGUCAUCGUUAUCGUCAUCGUCAUCGUCAUCGUUGUCGUCGUUGUUCUUCUUCUUCUUAUCCUCCUCGUCCUUCGCUCGUGGCUCCUCGUGGGAAGCAGUGAAAGAAAGAAAGCCCCCCAGGAUUACGUCAAACCGAGGAAAUAUGAGCAUUGCUGCCCUACUACAGGCCGCCGAGUAUAUUGAACGAAGGGAAAGAGAAGCUGAACAUGGCUAUGCUUCGACGAUGCCGAUACCCGAUGAUAUGCGGACGGUCACAAAAAGGCCAAAAACGAAAAAAUCCCAAGGCAGUAGAACGACUCAUAACGAGCUGGAGAAAAAUAGGAGAGCUCACCUCAGAAAUUGUCUCGAAAAGUUGAAGAUGCUGGUACCCUUAGGUCCUGAAACUUCGAGGCACACUACGUUGGGCCUCUUGACCAAGGCUAAACGUUUUAUCAAAAGCCUGGAGGAACGUGAACGGAAACAUACGGUGCACAAGGAACAACUUUCGCGCGAGCAAAGGUUCCUAAGGCGACGGCUCGAACAGCUGACGAGUCAAACAGGCUUGCAUGGCCUUCAUCAGGGUCUCCAUCAAGGUCUCCAUCACGGACAUGCACUCCAUCACGGACUUCACGGGCACGGACUGAGCUCAUCACCGUUGAGCUCUUCCGCACCUAGCGGAUCCUCUUCCGCUGCGGCCGCGGCUGCAGCAGCUGCGGCACUUCUCUCGAAACGGCGCAGUAUCUCCGAGUGCUCACUCGGCACGGCCUCCUCCACUAGUUCCACUGCAAGCUCCAUGAACUCCGACAGGUCUACUGGCAGUCCAUCCGUCUCGGAGUCCGAUGAAGUGGACGUGAUUGGUUAUACCAGCAACCAGUCGGACACCGAUGACCACAGCAGUGUGCAGAGUAGCAGCGACAGUGGCGUCGCGAUGUCUACAUCCAGGCUGACCCUUUCUGAAAUGAUGGACAAUCUUUAGACAAAGAGGUGGCGCGGUGGCGGCGGAAGAAAGUGGAGAGGAAGUGUUUGAGAGCGAGGAAGCGAAGAAAGGAGGGGAAAAAAAAGAGAAGAAGACGAAGAGGAGAUGGAAGUGGAAGAGGAAGGGAGGAGUUGGAGGUUGAGAAGCUAGAAUAAGAGGAAAAUGUAGGAAAGAUACAGGGUGGUAAAGAGAACAAGAGCGCGAAGAUGUAGAAAAAGAAAAAGAACAAGAAUAAGAAGAAGAAAAAGAAAAAGAAAAAGAUGAAAAUUCUUCGGGUGUAACGGAGAUUGACGGCGUGCGAAGUAUCGGUGCAAAAAUACAUACACAUACACACACAUGCAUAUAUAUAUAUAUAUUAUAUAUAUACACGCAGAAACGAAUAUACAGACAAAAAUAAAGAAAGAAAGAAAGAAAGAAAGAAAGAAAGAAAGAAAGACAUUCAGAUAUAGUAUAACACACAUAAACAUACAUACAUAUAUACAUACACAUAUAUACAUAGAAGGAUGGACACGCGCGCUCGAUCAUUUCUUAUCGAAUGCUUUACGAUUCUCGGAUGGCACAUCGACACAUUGUAUUGAAGAGAAGAUCGUUCAAUUCUGAGAGCGCGUGUGUCGCUUACAUAUACAUACGUGCAGCAAGAAAUGGAGAAGAGGAAGAAGAACAAAAAUGGUUGCUGGUCCCUGCAGUCAUGGGAGCAGUAGAAAUAAGCAAAACGAAGAAAAGUAUGGGAUGAGGAAGAGUAAAAGGUUUAGAGAGGGAUAGAUAAUGUCUUUGGAAAGCGAAGAGGAAGAAGACGAAGAAGAGGAGGAAAAGGAGGAGGAGGAGGAAGAGGAGAAAGAGGAUGAGGAUGAAAAAGAGGAGGAGAGGAGGGUGGUGAGGAAGGCUGCUGGUAACAAGAACGAAAGGACCAUUCUUGUCUCUUGGAAGAACUAGCUUGAAGGAACUAGAGGCUUUUCCUUAAGUGCGAGCGAAGAUUGCGCAGAGUAAAUGUUUCGUGGGAUGAAGAGAAAAAAAGCGAGAUAGAGAUAGAAAGAGAGAGAGAGAGAGAGAGAGAGAGAGAGAGAGAGAGAGAGAGAGAGAGAGAGAGGGAGAGAUGGGGAGAAGUAGCGAAAAGACUCAAGUGUGACGUAGAAAGAGAGAGAGAGAGAGAGAGAGAGAGAGGGAUAUGGAGUGUAAAUUAUCGAGCGAAGUGAAGUAUUGUACAUAUUUUUAAAAGAGCGAGAGAAAUAGAGAGAAUGGAUUUAUUAAGAUGUCUGAUUGAUAGGCGAAGAAAGAGAGAGAUAGAGAGUAAGCGAGAGAGAAAGAGAGAGAGAGAGAGAGAGAGAGAGAGAGAGAGAGAAUGUGUGUGAAAAAGGAUAGAGGAGCGAUGUAACGAAUCGAAAAGUGCAUGUCGAAAGGUGUUUUUCUUAGAGUAACAUGAAGAAUAAAUUUUGUGUGGUCACGGAAAAAAAAAGAGAGA